Nelumbo nucifera (sacred lotus) is the source of this 267-nucleotide messenger RNA. The record is from RefSeq and is a predicted model, not a curated record. Lineage: Eukaryota; Viridiplantae; Streptophyta; Magnoliopsida; Proteales; Nelumbonaceae.
AUGGAUCUGGAAGCUGCCCAAAGGGCCCAGGAAUCUGUUGACCUGGCUUUUCACAUGUCAAAUAUUCUCGAUACAGGGUUUGACCGUUACACCCUAUCCAUCCUCAUAAACCUUUGUGACUUGGGUCUGAACCCUGAAGCUCUUGCCGCUGUUGUCAAGGAUCUCCAGAGAGAACUCUCUUCUUCCUCCACAGGCCUUGUACCCAUCAAAGGGGUUAUCCCUGCCAUGGAGAAUUGGAGAUUUCAUACAAGGAUGAAGUAUGCUUAA